UCGAACCGAAAUCCGGCAUGAACCCCGCAGAAGCGGCCGAGGAGGCGCCCGGCGACCCCGACACUGAUGCGUUCUUCAAAACAGGGUCUCAGAGGACUGAAGGCAUCAAGGCGUCUGAUGUUCUGCCCGUCUUGAAGGAGAAAGUGGCCUUUGUGUCCGGUGGACGGGACAAACGAGGAGGACCCAUCUUGACUUUCCCUGCACGAAGUAACCAUGACCGAAUAAAACAGGAGGACCUGAGAAGGCUGGUCACAUACCUGUCUACUGUUCCCAGUGAGGAUGUGUGCAAACGAGGCUUCACUGUCAUCAUCGACAUGCGAGGCUCCAAGUGGGAGCUGAUCAAGCCUCUGUUGAAGACGCUUCAGGAGUUUUUCCCAGUCGAGAUCUGCGUGGCACUCAUCAUCAAACCUGACAACUUCUGGCAGAAACAGAAGACCAACUUUGGCAGCGCAAAGUUCUCCUUUGAAACCAGCAUGGUGUCAGUGGAAGGUCUGGCCAAGUUGGUGGAUCCCUCGCAGCUGACGGACGACUUUGAAGGCUCCCUGGACUACAACCACGAGGAGUGGAUGGACCUGAGAGUCUCCCUGGAGGAGUUCAUGUCCAAUGCGGUUCAUCUGCUGUCCCGACUGGAGGACUUGCAGGAGGUUUUGUCCAAGAAAGAAUUUCCUUCGGAUGUUGAAGGAUCUCGUCGGCUUAUUGAGGAGCACACACAGCUGAAGAAGAAGGUGCUGAAGGCUCCAGUGGAAGAGCUGGACCAGGAAGGCCAGCGCUUGCUGCAGUGUAUCCGAUGUAGUGACGGUUACUCGGGAAGGAGCUGCAUCUCUGGCUCUGCUGACUUCCAGAGCCUAGUGCCCAAGGUGGCCAGUCUGCUGGACAAGCUCCACUCCACCAGGCAACAUCUCCACCAGAUGUGGCAUGUCCGGAAGCUGAAGCUAGACCAGUGCUUCCAGCUACGACUCUUUGAGCAGGACGCAGAGAAGAUGUUUGACUGGAUCAGCCACAACAAAGAGUUGUUUCUGCAGAGCCAUACUGAGAUCGGCCGAGCAUACCAACAUGCCGCCGAGCUGCAGACGCAACACAACCACUUUGCCAUGAACUCAAUGAACGCUUACGUCAAUAUCAACAGGAUCAUGUCGGUAGCGAGUCGCCUGACAGAGGCGGGACACUACGCCUCCCCACAGAUUAAACAGAUCUCAAGUCAGCUGGACUUGGACUGGAAAAGCUUCGCCGCUGCUCUCGAUGAACGCUCAACCAUCCUCGCCAUGUCUGCCGUUUUCCACCAGAAAGCGGAACAGUUCUUGUCGGAGGUAGAGGCGUGGUGCAAGGUCUGCAGUGAAGGGGGGCUCCCGACCGAGAUGCAGGAGCUGGAGCUGGCCAUCCACCGUCACCAGAGCCUCUACGAGCAGGUCACACAGGCCUACACUGAGGUGAGUCAGGAUGGAAAAGCUUUGCUGGAUGUCCUGCAAAGACCUCUCAGUCCCGGCAACUCAGAGUCUCUGACGGCCACCGCCAACUACUCCAAAGCGGUUCAUUGUAUACUUGAUGUUGUCCAUGAAGUGCUCCACCAUCAGCGCCGUCUGGAGAACAUUUGGCAGCACCGAAAGGUCCGACUGCACCAAAGACUGCAGCUGUGUGUGUUCCAGCAGGAUGUCCAGCAGGUGAUGGACUGGAUCGAAAACCAUGGCGAAGCUUUCCUCAGCAAGCACACUGGAGUGGGAAAGUCUCUUCAUCGAGCUCGAGCCCUGCAGAAACGGCAUGACGACUUUGAAGACGUCGCCCAGAACACAUAUACUAAUGCAGACAAGCUGCUGGAGGCGGCCGAGCAGCUGGCCCAGACGGGCGAGUGCGACCCGGAGGAGAUCUACAAGGCGGCGCGCCACCUGGAGGUUCGAAUACAAGACUUUGUACGCCGCGUUGAGCACAGGAAGCUGCUGCUUGACAUGUCCGUGUCCUUCCACACGCACACCAAAGAGCUGUGGUCAUGGAUGGAGGAGCUCCAGAAGCAGCUGUUGGAUGAUGUGAGCUGCGACUCUGUAGAUUCUGUGCAGACACUAAUCCAGCAGUUCCAGCAGCAGCAGACAGCCACGCUGGAGGCCACGCUCAAUGUCAUCAAGGAGGGCGAGGAACUUAUGCAGCAGCUCAGAGAUGCAGCCAUGUCCACUAACAAGACGCCGCAUUGCAGUUCCAUUGCUCACAUCCAGGGUGUGCUGCAGCAGUUGGAUGAGGCCCAGGGCCAGAUGGAAGAGCUGUUCCACGAGCGAAAAAUCAAACUCGACAUCUUCCUCCAGCUACGUGUCUUCGAGCAGUACACCAUAGAGGUGACGGCCGAGUUAGACGCCUGGAACGAGGACCUGUCUCGUCAGCUGAACGACGUGGGUCGCUCAAGCAGCAGCAGCGCCAGUAGCGGUGGUAGCGGCGGAAGCAGUAGCGCCCCCUCUGGCGGGGCGGAGGACAUUGGCCUGGCUGAACAGAGGCUGAAGAGGCACGCUGAGAGAAAGGCGGCCAUGAACAACAUGACCUAUGAAGUGAUGCAGCAGGGCCAGGACUUGCACCAGUACAUCAUGGAGGUGCAGGCCUCAGGCAUCGAGCUGACGGGGGAGAAGGACAUGGACUUGGCCUCUCAGGUCCAGGAACUGCUGGAGUUCCUGCACGAGAAGCAGCAGGAAGUGGAGCUCAGUGCCCAGCACACGCAUACUCGACUGGAGCAAAGCCUGCAACUGCGUCACUUGCAGGCCGAGGUCAAACAGGUGCUCGGAUGGAUCCGUAAUGGCGAGUCCAUGUUGAACGCCAGCAUGGUGAAUGCCAGCUCGUUGUCUGAGGCGGAGCAGCUGCAGAGGGAGCACGAACAGUUCCAGAUGGCAAUUGAGUCUCUUUUCCACGCUAACUCCCUCCAGAAGACCCAUCAGAGUGCUCUGCAAGUCCAGCAGAAAGCAGAGAUGAUGCUUCAGGCCGGCCACUAUGACCCAGAGGCCAUUCGCAGCUGUGCUGAGAAGGUGGCAGUCCACUGGCAGCAACUGAUGCUGAAGAUGGAGGACCGCCUGAAGCUCGUCAACGCCUCGGUGGCCUUCUACAAGACCUCCGAACAGGUUUGCAGCGUUUUGGAAAGCCUGGAGCAGGAAUACCGAAGGGACGAGGAUUGGUGCGGAACUCACGAAAAAGUGGGAACGCCGGCCGACUGUGACCACCUCGUGCCUCUUAUCAGCAAACACCUGGAACAGAAAGAAGCCUUCCUCAAGGCGUGCACACUGGCCCGGAGGAAUGCAGAGGUUUUCCUCAAGUACAUCCACAGAAACAACGUGAGCAUCCCAGGAGCUGCGAGUCAUGCCAGAGGGCCUGAGCAGCAGGUCAAAGCUAUUCUGAAUGAGCUGCUGCAGAGAGAGAACAGAGUCCUGCAUUUCUGGACUCUGAAGAAGAGAAGACUGGACCAAUGUCAGCAGUACCUUGUCUUUGAACGCAGCGCCAAGAAGGCUCUAGAAUGGAUCCAGGAGACGGGUGAGGUUUACCUGGCCACGCACGUGUCAUCUGGUGACAGCAGCAAGGAAACACAGCAGCUCCUCAAUGACCAUCAUCACUUUAGAUUCACUGCCAAGCAAACAAAGGAGAAGGUGAAGCUCCUCAUCCAGUUGGCCGACAACCUGGUGGAGAAAGGCCAUGUCCAUAUUUUGGAGCUGAAGCGCUGGGUGAGCACUGUAGACCGCCGCUAUCGUGACUUCUCCUUGCGAAUGGCCAAGUACCAGGAAAGCCUGGAGAGAAGCCUGGGCGUCUCCUCCGAGGACAACAAGGACUUAGAGUUGGAUAUUAUUCCCGCCAGCUUAUCGGACGACCCCGAGAUCAAACUGCGGGAGCCUAACGAUGAGGUCAACGAGGAGAAGAGGAAGUCAGCGAGGAAAAAAGAGUUCAUCAUGGCCGAGCUGCUGCAGACAGAGAAGUCCUACGUCAGAGAUCUCCAGGAAUGUCUGGAGACAUACUUGUGUGAGAUGACGAGGGGCGCGGACGAGAUCCCGCCUGCCAUUGCCAACAAGGAGCACAUCAUCUUCGGCAACAUGCAGGAGAUCUACGACUUCCACAACAAUAUUUUUCUGAAGGAGCUUGUCAACUAUGAGCAGCUGCCAGAGGAUGUGGGCCACUGCUUUGUCACCUGGGCUGAUAAAUUCCACAUUUAUGUGGAUUACUGCAAGAACAAACCGGACUCUAGCCAACUCAUCCUAGAGCACGCCGGCACCUUUUUUGAUGACAUCCAGCAGCGACGUGGCCUGGCUAACUCCAUCUCGUCUUACCUCAUCAAACCAGUGCAAAGAAUCACCAAGUACCAGCUACUGCUCAAGGAGUUGCUGUCAUGUUGCGAGGAGGGCAAAGGGGAGAUUAAAGAUGGUCUGGAGGUCAUGCUCAGUGUCCCCAAGAGAGCCAAUGACGCCAUGCACCUCGCCAUGUUGGAAGGUUUUGAGGAGAACUUGGAGGUGCAAGGCGAGCUGAUCCUGCAAGACAGUUUCCAGGUUUGGGAUCCACGCUCACUGAUCCGAAAGGGACGUGACAGGCACCUCUUCCUGUUUGAGUUCUCGCUGGUCUUUAGCAAGGAGUUCAAGGACUCGGCAGGCAGGACCAAGUACCAGUACAAACACAGACUACUGACAUCAGAGUUGGGGGUGACGGAGCAUAUAGAAGGCGACCCAUGUAAAUUUGCGCUCUGGGCCGGGCGAACCCCCUCCUCGGACAAUAAAACCGUACUGAAGGCAAGUAGACAACGCAUACACAAUAUGUAUAGUAAACAAUGUCGGGUAAAUGUCAUGGUUCUCAUGCAGGCUUCCAGUGUAGAAGCCAAACAGGAGUGGAUAAAGAACAUCAGGGAGGUGAUCCAGGAGAGAAUGACUCAUCUGAAAGGGGCCCUAAAGGAGCCAGUUCAGCUACCCAAAACGGCAACACUCACCAAACCUCGCAAUAAUACCAAAAGGGAUGGAGGCGAGGACGGUGAUAGUCAGGGAGACGGCAGCAGCCAACCGGACACAAUCUCCAUUGCAUCCAGAACCUCGCAGAACACAGUGGACAGUGACAAGCUCUCUGGUGGUUGCGAGUUGACGGUGGUCCUGCAGGACUUCACGGCAGGAUGUAGCAGCGAGAUAUCCGUCAGCACUGGCCAGACGGUGGAGCUGCUGGAGAGGCCCAGUGAGCGGCCUGGCUGGUGUCUGGUCCGGACCACCGAACGCAGCCCGCCUCAGGAGGGUCUAGUCCCCAGUUCUACACUCUGUGUGUCCCACUCGCGCUCCAGUGUGGAGAUGGACUGCUUCUUCAACUCAGGGAAAGAAAACUAUCCUGUCAGCGGCUGCGAUGGGAAAACAGAGUCGGUGGCGAACCUCCAGCCGCAGCCGUCCCUCAGCUCACUGCAGUCCAACUCGCCAGGACCCAAACGCUCUGGAAACACGCUCCGGAAAUGGCUGACCAAUCCCGUCCGACGCCUCAGUCACGGCAGCUCGGUUAAGAAACUCCCCAAUAACAAACAGAAGAAGACGGGUCCUGUGGGAGAAAGAGAUGACAGCCGGAAGGGACAGCUUGACCUUAACCCGCAGGAUGACAUCAUCGAUGAGCACAUCCUUGGCAAGGAUAGUAACCUCCUCUCCAAGACGCCGUCCGGCAUGCAGAGCGGCGGCGAGGAGGAGCAGGAUGAGGAGGCGCACACACCCCUGCCUCCGCCCAUGGAGAUCAUCAAGGACCCAUCGGCGCAGGAUGACAAGUCGUCGUCCUUGCUAACGUCUCGGCAGUUGUCCUCUGAGGUGCCCUGUGCCGCCGAGCUGGUUAGCGCCAUAGAAAAACUGGUUAAAACCAAGAUGACCUUAGAACCAGGAGCCCACCCGGUCUUCUCCCCACUCUCUCCCCCGGAACAAAGCACUCCAGUCCUGCCCCAGGUCCCCGAGCUGGAAGAGAGAGCCAAAGCCAUGAAGGGGCGCAUGUUUGUUCUUGACGAGUUGAUACAGACAGAGAAGGACUAUGUCAAAGACUUGGGCAUCGUGGUUGAGGGUUUCAUGAAGAGGAUAGAGGAAAAAGGUGUUCUGGAUGACAUGAAAGGAAAAGAGAAGAUUGUCUUCGGGAACAUCCAUCAAAUCUUUGACUGGCACAGAGACUUCUUUGUGGGAGAGCUUGAAAAAUGUCUGGAUGACCACGAGCACCUUGCUGAGCUCUUCAUCAAACAUGAGAGAAGACUACACAUGUACGUGGUCUACUGUCAGAACAAACCCAAGUCUGAGUUCAUUGUAGCAGAAUACGACAAUUAUUUUGAUGGGGUCCAGCAGGACAUUCAGUCCCGGUUGACUAUUAGCGACUUCCUUAUCAAACCAAUCCAAAGAAUCACCAAAUACCAGCUGCUACUGAAGGAUUUCCUGAAGUACAGUUCUAAGGCGGGAAUGGACUGUGAACAAAUAGAGCAAGCAGUGGAUCUGAUGUCUCAGGUUCCCAAACUAUGUAACGACAUGAUGAACUUAGGUCGCCUACAAGGAUACGAGGGCAAGCUAACCAGUCAGGGCAAGCUGCUGCAGCAGGAGACUUUCUUUGUGACCGAGCAGGACGCCGGCGUCUUGUCGCGCUCCAAAGAACGGCGGGUGUUCCUCUUCGAGCAGAUCGUCAUCUUCAGUGAGCUGCUCAGGAAAGGCUCGUCCACGCCCGGAUACCAGUUCAAAAAGAGCAUCAAGGUGUCUUACUUGGGUCUGGAGGAGAGCGUGGACAACGACCUGUGUAAGUUCGUCUUGUCGUGUCGCGGCUCGUCGGAGCGGUUCACCCUACAGGCGGCCAAUGUUGACAUCAAGCAGGUCUGGAUCGGGCAAAUCCAGGCACUGCUGGAUGCUCAAAACAACUUCUUGUCCGCACUCGUGUCUCCCAUCGAGUACCAGCAGAAGCGAGGCGGUAGCACGUCGCUGACCAGAAACCGCUCAACCGCCAGCAAUCGCUCAACCACACCCUCUCACAGCCGGCCCUCGUCGGCGGUCGGCCUCGGCGAAAAGGAAAGCGAGAGAGGGCGGAGUCAGUUGACCACGUCCACCUCCAAUGGCGGCACAUCGUGCUUCGACUCUAGGGAGAGCAGCGGCGGCUGCUGCAACGGCGCUUUGUCCACCAUGCGCGUCACUCAGGACUACUCGGCGCUCAAGGAGAAUGAGAUAUGCGUCAGUCAGGGCGAGACUGUGCAGAUCCUGGCGACCAAUCAGCAGAACAUGUACCUCGUUUACCAACCAGCAGACAGCCAGUCGCCCGCCGCUGAGGGCUGGGUGCCGGGGCACGUCCUGGGCCCGGCCCACAAGCCCUUAAAAGAUUCCUCCUCGGCCACGUCCUUCUCUGCGGCAGUGGCCGACACCAACAACAUCAAGAAGUCUCUAUCGUGGAACACGCUGCGCGCCAGGAAGCGCGCCGAAGCCAAGGAGGUCUCGGCAUUGGGUGUCAGAGGUCAGGAGAAUGGCCUGCUGCGUAAGACAAAAGAAACCACGCCCCCUCCCCCGCUGCUCGCCUCCCCUGUUGCCAGGGCGAAGGGCAAAGAGGUUCACACUUCGGAUGAAUCCGACUGUGACGACGACCUCGACCCAAAGACUGGCAUGGAGCUUCUCAACCCAAACUUCAUCCAGGAAGUGGCUCCAGAGUUCCUGGUGCCGCUCUCGGACGUGGCGUGUGCGUUCGGGGAGACGGUGGUCCUAUGUUGCAAAGUGUGUGGACGACCCAAACCCGCCGUCACACUGAAGGGCCCCGACCAGAACCUGGUGACCAGCAACAGCCGUUUCACCAUAGACAUCAGGGACACUGGCGACAUCUUGUUGAAGAUAUGUAACCUGAUGCCGCAGGACACUGGCAUCUACACUUGUGUCGCCAUCAACGACCACGGCUCGGCCUCCUCAUCCGCCUCCAUCAAAGUGCAAGGUAUCCCAGCAGCCCCUGGGAGACCCGUGGCUCAGGAGGCCAGCAGUACAGCCGUGAUGCUCCACUGGCCGCCUCCAGCUUCUUCUGUUCACUGUGCAGUCAGCAGCUACACGGUGGAGUCUCGCCAGGAAGACUCACUGCUAUGGCAGCAAGUGUCCAGCAGCAUGGAGGAGUGUGUUCAGAUCGACACCCUCAUCCCCGGCGGUCACUACCAGUUCAGAGUGAGAGCUUCCAACCGCUGGGGGCUCGGUCCGCCAUCUGAGCCCUCCAAUAUGGUUUCACUGUCCAGCAGUAACUCUGCUUAUGACGGAACAGGAAUCCAGUGGAAAGAAAACUUUGAGUCGACAUUCUCUGAGAUUUGUGAGAUUGGAAGGGGACGUUUCUCAGUGGUGCGAAAAUGUCUCAACAAAUCCACAAAGAAAGAGGUGGCGGUGAAGUUUGUGAGCAAGAAAAUGCAAAAGAAGGAGCGGGUGGCUCAUGAGGCUGACAUCCUCCAACAUGUGCAUAACCACCAGCUGGUGUCACUGUUGGACACCUAUGAGUCCCCCACAUCACUGAUGCUGAUCCUUGAGCUGCUGGAGGAUGGUCGUCUCCUUGACUACCUGGUCGCCCACGAUGAGUUGAUGGAGGAGAAGGUGGCAUUCUUUAUCCGAGAAAUACUGGAAGCCCUGCAGCACCUUCACACCUGCCGAGUUGCGCACCUGGACCUGAAGCCUGAGAACAUCAUGGUGGAUCUUCACUCUCCCAUACCGUGCAUCAAGCUCAUUGACCUUGGAGAUUCUGUCCAGCUGUCGGCACACCGUCAGUACGUCCAUUUGUUGCUGGGAAACCCAGAGUUCGCUGCACCCGAGCUCAUCUGCGGCACCCCGGUCUCUGUCGCCACCGACGUUUGGAGUGUCGGCAUCAUGGCUUACGUCAUGCUCAGCGGUGUGUCACCCUUUCUCGACGAGUCUCCUGAGGAAACUUGCGUCAACAUCUGCCGUCUUGACUUUUGCUUCCCGGACGAUUACUUCAGGGAUGUGAGCCAAGCGGCAAGGGAUUUCGCGUCCUCUGCGCUCCAACAGGAUCCGAGGAAGAGGCCAACCGCUACCUCCUGUUUGCAGCACCCGUGGGUGGGCCGUGGAGGCAUUCACGGCGGGGAGUACUCCAAGACACCUCUGGACACAACGCGAUUGGCCACGUUUAUUGAUCGAAGAAGACAACUUCAUGAUGUGCGUCCCAUCACUAACAUCAAGGGACUGGUUAGCAACAGUAUGGGGAAACUCGCUGUGACGAAGACGAGUGUUUGAACCUGCCACAAGAUCGGAAAUAUAUUUUCUGGAUUUAACUAUCGAAUUUCUUUAUUAAUAUAUGGGGUGCCUAAAUCAUGGAUGUGUUGGCUAUUACUGGCCUUUCCGACACCUCAGUACUCAAUGAAAAUGUCGCCUCUCCUUUCUUCUGUUAUGUUGAUACAUUGUUUUAACCUUGAAGCUGGUACGAGAGCUGCCUGGUCCUCAAAGAUGUUUGCCUUUGGUUUCAAAGACACUGUGAAUGCUUUUGGACAAACGUUGUGUUUGCCUCUGAUCCUUGAACCUGCUGAAUGAUUUCGCCUAAGGACAACAUUCUGUUGCUUACCAACACUCAGAAAAAAGGAUCAGCACCAAGGUUGCUCCAGUAUUUUGUUUUUGCCAGAGAAAUUGUGGCCAUCUGGUGAGUGUUGCCAUUCUAGGACAAAAGCAGAUGAUCUUCGUCCCAGGUCUUUAAACCUGACUACAGUUGUUUUGCCCAAGGACAACAUUUUGUUGGUCAGGGACACUCGGACCAUACGUGGAUCAGAACUGAGACUGCUUUUAUCGUCUCCUGGACAGAGAAAUCAUCCACACUUGAGGACGAGAGGGAGGAAGAGAUCUUUGUGUCCUUGAAGUUAUUUCACCUCUGGACAACCUGUGGUGCUUAGGUACACGCGGCUGGAACUUGGAUCAGCAACUUCGGUAGUCCCCUGACCAGUGCAAUUGUCACUAUCUGAGGUGAGCAAUCUUCAGGCAUUCAAGUGAGAGCCAGUGAAGAAACUCUGUUUCCCCAUAGUGGAAUCUGAUCUGUCAAUGACAGCAAGGCUUCAUAAAUGAAGUACAGUGCUAAUCGUGUUAAUUAUUUUGCUAGCUUUAGCAAUGCUAACAUUAGCUUUGGCUGCUAACCAGGGACUUAAGCUUAAAAAAGAAAUAUGGUGCAUUGAGCUGGCCUUAAAGUUCAACACGCAAAGCAAAUAACUAAAAACAAUGGCAAGUUAAAAAAAAAACACACCACCAAAUAACUAAUCACAACGACAAAUAACUAAACACAGUAAUUCAAAAAACACAAAAACUAAACAAAACAUCAAAUAAAAAAGCACAACAACAAAUAACUAAUCCCAAUGACAAAUAAUUAAACAACACCUGAUCAAAAAACGCAACAACAAAUAAAUAAACAUCAGUGUUGGGAAAGUUUAUUUUCUAUAGGAAUGAGUUCAAAGUUCAAUUCACCAUUCCAAAAUGAACGAGUUCAUAGUUCUUUCCCCCCCCAAUAUGUUGCUAAUGAGGAUAAGCGCUACAGAAAAUGGAUGGAUGGAUGGAUGGAUGUUACUGACGGGCUAUUUCCCUCAAUAUACUGGAAUUUUAUUUGCUCAUUGUUGCCACCCAUUUAGUCCACACCAGUUGCCAGCUGCAGCUUUCACCCUACUAUCUCAAAAACAUGAGGAAAAACAUUGCUUGAGUAGUCUUUUUAUUUAUUUUUUAAAAUGUAAUAAAACAAAAACAGGACUUUUGUCCUUAAUGCAUAAAGAAAGACACGCAACAUUGUGUGACAGGAAUGAUGGUCAAAGGGCAAUGAUAACUGCAUUUCUCGUAGCACUGGCUGACUAUAUUAACAAAAUAUUUUAUCUUAUCUAUUCUUAUAAUUAAAAAAAAAAUUUAAUUCACGUUAUGUCAGUGCGAUUCUUGGGGUUGGGCAUCGAGAAUCGAGAGCCAAUUGGAACUGGGACUAACAUUCCAAUCGUUCAAAUUUAAAAAUGUUGGUUCCCAGUUUCGAUGCCUACAGUCUGCCGACCCCGAAGAAGAAAGUGGCGAAAGGGAUCACGAAUUAGUGGUGUGCGAUACUGCAUAUUUUGGUAUCGAUCCGAUACUAAGUAAAUAUAGGGCCAGUAUCGCUGAUACCGAUGCCGAUACUUUUCAAAAAUGAAAAUCGAUGCAUCAUCAAAUUGCUAAAUAUCAAUGCAUGUUCAUGACCUUUAAGUGUUUUUGUGACAUUUCAUUUGUUAUUAUUAAAUAUUUAAAACCCAGGAUAGAAUUAGGACAAGGUUUAUUGGUAAAUAGAGCGUACUUAUUAUUGUAAUAACAUUUUUUCCAGAAGCAAUACAUCAGUAACAAAAAAAAAGAUUUUUUUCCCCAUCUUCCCCUGCUUCUCUUCCUCUCUGCCAUUCUUCUGCUCAGUUAUGUGGAUGGCACACAUUGUGUGUGAGCGUGUGCUAGUGAGCGGGCGGGUCAGCGGCUUGAUUGCUUGCAUGCUUGCUUACUAGCACUGCUAGGUCACGUUAAGGCACAACAUUGAAUCACAAGAGGGGGGAGGAAGAGCUAAGAGAGCCCGCUCAAGUGCUCGCCACUUGCUGUUCGGCGCUGAAUGCUGCUGAGUCAUGAAGGGAGAUGAGGAGCAAAGCUCCGAGCUGAGACAGAAACAGCGAGUCUGGCGCCGCCUAGUUGAUGAAACCAAAGCAGUGUAUGCAAUAGUGAAACCGAAACUACUGUGUUGAUAUUUUCACGCUAGUACCGAUCCGAUACAAUACUGACUUGGUAUCGAUAUUAUCGAUAUUUUGGAUCGAUCCGCCCACCACAAGAAGACGUGCUUAUGCCCAAUGGCGGCGGCGAACAGACGUGUUUCUUAACUGUGUUAAAAUAAAUGACCAGUCGCCUCAGUCAACACUUGGAAUAAGAUUAUAUUGUGUGAAGGAGGCUUUUGCUAUGUGUAGAAGUCUGACGUGCUUCCUCCCGCUCCGAACCUCAACGUAGUCCGAGCAGAACUUCAGUGAAGUCAUUUGGGUGAGUGUGAAACAAUAAAAUAACAUCGAGGCAGCUAACAAGUUAAACGGUGGGUUGCACUCUUGCACUGAGGGUUUUUAGCGUUUAUUUUAGUCUUCAAAGCAAUUUAAGAGCUGAUGACAGACACAAAAAUAAAACAAUAAAUUGUUUUAUUUAAAAUAAAACAGCUAAUAGCAAAAUGAAAUGAAAUGAAAAAUCACAACAGCAAAUGAAAAAUCAGAACAGUAAAUGAAAAAACACAACAGUAAAUGAAAAAUCUAAAUGAAAUUAAGCUACCGAAAGCGGUAGGCACUUGGGGGGGGGUAAGACUAAUCGCUGACUGGACGAGACAGAGAACUUGAUUGGAUGCUUUGACCAGGAAGUUAUUCCGCAUCUGUCGUGGUUUUUUAAAUAAGCGUUACCGGUGAUUCAAACGUAGCUGCUGCUUUCAAAGAAUAUUUUUACUCUGGAUAUACAGUAUGUAACCCCUUUUAUUUUGUGCCUCUGCGUUGUGUUCUGGGUUACAUAACUACAGCAACACUUCCUGUGUGGUUGACCACACUGGGGUUCGAACACACGUUGCUACGGUGUCAGGUAUUGAGAGACGUGUGACCCGGCGGCUAAUUCAAUGGCCAACACCUUCUUUUAAGGAUUGGGGAGUGGGGUUUGUUCAAAGUACACCCGCACAGCGUAGCUUACUCCCGUUAUACAUACUGUAUGAGGUGGUAAUGGAGAGAUAUGCUCAGGGCUAAUCAUGACAUUCAAAUAAUAAUCGCACAGUUGACAAUUCAUUUAAAAGAGGUUGGGCUGCACAGACGGUGUCGUCCAAUGAAGUCGUCCCUCUCAUCCAAUCAGCGAUGAGUCUUAUCUCCCCCACCAGGACCUACUGUACCUUUUCCAGUAGAUUGUAAUUUCUUUUGUUUUUUUCCCCCAUUUGCUGUUGUGCUUUUUGAUUUUGCUAUUGUGUUUAGUUAUUUGUUGCUGUGAUUAAUUACAGUAUUUCCUGUUGUGUUUCGUUAUUUGUCAUUGUGUUUCGUUAUUUGCUGUUGUGUUCGGCACUUCUGGGCCACCGUGGUGCAUCCCUCAGCUUAUAGAUUUAGACAUUGGCACAGAAACAUUGUUCAUAAACCGUCAACUGAUUUGGACCAUUGAACAUGAAAUACAGUUGUGAAAUCAUCCUGAGUGUUUUCUCCAUGUCAAAGCUGUUACCAUUGUCAUAGAUUUAUCCUUUUGAUUUUUAUGUGUGCAUAAUACAGGCCACAUUGCUCACGUUUUACUUAAGAUCGCAGCUUCGGCCAAAAGUGUUUCUCUCCUUCCUUCUAUAAUUAUAAACAAUGAAUGACAUUUUUUUGGGGGGGGGGGCAAAAGUCGAAUAAGUUGACCACCUUUUCCACCAGGCAGAGUAAUUUGACAUUGUUGAAAUCCCAAUGCAUGAGAAAAUUCAUAUAUUUGUCUAACCAUACAUAAAGAAUGUUGUAAUCAGGCUCAUUCAUUCGUGAAAUCAAAUCGUAAAGACAAUAUAAUGUUUAGCUUGUUAUGGUUUUGGCUCUGAUGGGAUUUUGAGGUGCUUACAAUUUUUCCUCCAUGUAUGUCCAAAGUUUGGAUGCAUUUGAUCAGUUUUUCCACCAUUUGUUUUCAACACAUCUGUUAUGGCCAUAUUUAAGCUUUUGGUUUCUAUGGUUAUGAUGGACUGAAUGCACUCUAUGUUGCUGGUGUCUACGGUUUUCUGUAUGUUUAUUUACAUUGAUGUUGGGGUUGGUGUCAGGUUUUCGAUCAUGAUUUUGACCCGUCCAAUCUUGGAUCCUAUAACAUGACUGGUUCGAAAUAAGCAAAAGAUGGUUCACAGAGACUGACAGAACUGAGCUUCACUUUGAACUUUGGGAUUGAGUGGACCCAUCGCCAGACGGAGGUUGAGAGAUUCCCUGAUCCAGACAGGAAAAUGAGUCCUAGACCUAAUGUGAACACUAGUAUGCCACUAUGGAUACGUUAGUUUUUAUGUUCAAUGUUUACAACGACUAAAAUGUGUGGUGUUUUACAGUAUGUAGUUUACUGAAAUGUAGAAUCAGGGGCACUGCAUGUCAAAUCACAGACGAUGUUUGAAAAACCUGAAUGUAGAACAUCUCAAUGAUGGAAAAUUACUUCCCACACUGUAACUUUGUGCUUUUUAUCUACCAGCGUCCAGAGGCUUGUAUGUAUUUACCGUCUGAAUGUAAUUCCGUUGGUAAUUUAGUGGUUCUCACAGAUGGCCGAGGCUCUGUUAUGUGACAAUGCACCAUUCGGAAUGGUCCUGUGAUUGACCAUCCAUCCGGGGUUAUCAGCUUUUAGCGCCAAGUCAGCAACAUAGGAGAGCAGGUAAAACAGAUCUUCUUUUGCUUUCGGGUUGUCCCUUUAGGGGUCGCCACAGCGGGUCAUCCUUCUCCAUGUAAGCCUAUCUCUUGCAUCCUCCUCUCUAACACCAACUGCCCUCAUGUCGUCCCUCACUACAUAUAUCAACCUUCUCUUUGGUCUUCCUCUAGCUCUCUUGCCUGGCAGGUCCAUCCUCAUCACACUUCUGCCAAUAUACUGACUAUCGCUCCUCUGGACGUGUCCAAACCAUCAAAAUCUGCUCUCUAUAACUUUGUCUCCAAAGCAUCUAACCUUGGCUGUCCUUCUGAUGAGCUCAUUUCUAAUCCUAUCCAACUUGAUCAUUCUUUGAGAGAACCUCAACAUUUUCAUUUCCGCCACCUCCAGCUCUGCUUCCUGUUGUCUCUUCAGUGCCACUGUCUCUAACCAGUACAUCAUGGCUGGCCUCACCACUGUUGCCCUUCAUCCUAGCAGAGACUUCUGUCACAUAACACAUCUGACACCUUUCUCCACCCGUUCCAACCUGCUUGGACCUGUUUCUUCACUUCCUUACCACACUCACCAUUGCUCUGGACUGUUUACCCCAAGUAUUUUAUUUUAUUUCAGUAUUUACCCUUGCUAUCUCUUCUCCCUGUAGCCUCACUUUUCCCCCUCCACACCUCUCAUUCAUGUACAUAUAUUCUGUCUUACUUUGGCUAAUCUUCAUUCCUCUGCUUUCCAGUGCAUGCCUCCAUCUUUCAAACUCUUCCUCCACCUGCUCCCUGCUUUCACUGCAGAUCACAAUGUCAUCUGGAAACAUCAUGGUCCACGGGGAUUCCAGUCUGACCUCAUCUGUCAUCCUAUCCAUUACCACUGAAAAGAGGAAGGGGAUCACGGAUGUAGUCCCACUUCCACCUUAAACUACUCUGUCACAUCUACAGCACACUUCACCACUGUUCUGCUGCCCUCGUACAUGUCCUGUACUAUUCUAACAUACUUCUCUGCCACUCCAGACUUCCGCAUACAGUACCACAGUUCCUCUCUGGGUACCUCUCUUUCUCUAGAUCUACAAAGACACAAUGUAGCUCCUUCUGACCUUCUCUGUACUUCUCCAUCAACACCCUUAGCCCAAUAAAUAAUCAGUGGUACUCUUUCUAGGCAUGAAACCAUACUUUUGCUUACAAAUACUCACUUCUGUCCUGAGUCUAGCCUCCACUACUCUUUCCCAUAACUUAAUUGUGUGGCUCAUCAACUUUAUUCCUCGAUAGUUGUCACAGCUCUGCACAUCACCCUUGUUCUUGAAAAUAAGCAACAGCACACUUUUCCUCCAUUCCUCAGGUAUCUUGUCACCCACUAGAAUUCUGUUGAACAAGCUGGUCAAAAACUCCACAGCCACCUCUCCAAGAUGCUUCCAUACCUCCACAGGAAUGUCAUCAGGACCAACUGCCUUUCCAUUUUCCAUCCUCUUUAAUGCCUUUCUAACUUCCCCCUUACUAAUUAUUGCCACUUCCUGGUUCACCACACUUGGCUCUUCUACUCUCCCUUCUCUAUCAUUUUCCUCAUUCAUCAACUCCUCAAAGUAUUCUUUCCAUAUGUCCAGCACACUACUGGCACCAGUCAACACAUUUCCACGUUUCCACCACCAAGUCUCCUUUCGCCUUGCCUACCAGAAGAUACACCAAGUACUCCCCUGCCUGUUUCUCUGAACACAUUGGUCCAGUCUUCUGGAAGCUCCUCCUGUCCACCGAGAUCUUGUUUCACCUCUUCUCAAAAAGCCGCACAACACUCUUCCUUUCUCAGAUUCCACCACAUGGUUCUCUGCUAUGCCUUUGUCUUCUUAAUCUUCCUCCCCACCACCAGAGUCAUUUUACACACCACCAUCCUAUGCUAUCUAGCCACACUCUCCCCUACGACUCGGUAGUCGGUAACCUCUUUCGAAUUACAUCGUCUGCACAAGAUGUAAUCCACCUGCAUGCUUCUACCUCUGCUCUUGUAGGUCACCCUAUGUUCCUGCCUCUUCUGGAAGAAAGUGUUCACUACAGCCAUUUCCAUCCUUUUUGCCACUACCACUAUCUGUCCCUCCAGGUUCCUUUCCUGGAUGCCGAACUUACCCAUCACUUCUUCAUCACCCCUGUUUCCUUCACCAACAUGUCCAUUACAAUCUGCACCAAUCACGACUCUCUCUCUAUCUGGGAUGCUCAGAACUACUUCGUCCAUCUCCUUCCAGAAUUUCUCUUUCACCUCUAGGUCACAUCCUACCUGUGAAGCAUAGCCACUAAUCACAUUAUACAGUACAAAACACCGUCAAUUUCCAGUUUCGGCCUCAUCACUUGAUCUGACACUUAUUUCACUUCCAUGACAUUCUUAGCUAGUUCUUCCUUUAAAAUAACCCCUAUUCCAUUUCUCUUCCCAUCUACACCACAGUAAAAUAAAUUGAACUAAGCUUCAGCCUUACUGCAUUUCCACCUGCUCUCCUGGACUCACAAUACAGUAUGUCAACCUCUUAUUCAUGCUAACCAGCAUCCCCGAGAUUUUCCUCUCAACAUUCAAAGUCUCCACAUUCACUUCAAGGCUCUGUGCUUUCCUCUUCUCUUUCUGCCUAAGAACCCGCUUUCCACCUCUCCUUCUUCGAUCCACAGUAGCUGAAUUUCCACCGGCGCCCUGUAGGUUAACGGCGCUGGUGGCAGAUGUUGUUGACCUGGUCCACUACCGAUCCGGAAUGGAAUUCUUUCAUUAACGCUCAUAUUUGUUUGUUUAGUUAGAAGAUACCCUUCCUGACGCAAACCUCUGCAUGUAACCAGGCUUGGGACCAGCCUACAGUUUGCACUGGCUUGUGCCCUCCUUAGGAACAGAACAGGUUAUACAGAUAUAUAAGUAUUUUAUACACAAUCGUAAGCAUUUACUUCAUAGCAGGGGGCGCCUUUGUUGGCCUUAAAACAAUUGUGUUUUGCAUCAAAGUUCUAAAGAGUUGUUGAACUGCCACAAAGUCUAAAACUCAACUUCUCUUCUCAUCAAAAACCUGCUGAUCUGAACUAACUGUAAAUGUUGAUGAUGUUCAUGCAUAUAGUCAUCAACGCUAUUCGUCAUGUUGCCGAAUGAAGCGACCCAUGUCUGUGCAUCUUUAACCAAUCGUCAAACCAGCUGGUU
This is a messenger RNA of Phycodurus eques (leafy seadragon), 17381 nucleotides long. RefSeq names its product kalirin RhoGEF kinase a (gene kalrna). The transcript has 67 exons. Gene Ontology annotation, molecular function: protein kinase activity; guanyl-nucleotide exchange factor activity; protein binding. Bases 18 to 9176 code for a protein of 3052 amino acids. Gene Ontology annotation, biological process: protein phosphorylation. The record is from RefSeq and is a predicted model, not a curated record. Lineage: Eukaryota; Metazoa; Chordata; Actinopteri; Syngnathiformes; Syngnathidae. Gene Ontology annotation, cellular component: cytoplasm.